AAUGUAGAUGAUGCCCUUACACAAGUAUAUAUGCUUGUCCUUCAAGUACUUGAGUUUAUUUAUACUUACGCAUUCUCUGAUAAAUCGACUUGCAAUUCUGAUUACAGUCCAUUGGGAGUGAUAGUAGAGGGCGCAUGCGGGGUAUAGGUAGAAAUGUAGGCAAGAUUACAUUGAGGAAGACAAUCCCUAUUGUAGAUAAGCUCAAUAUGGUGAUGCAAGAUCGAGAUAAUUUGAAGGAGGAAGUAGGUGAAAUGAAGAAAAGCCUGGUAGACCUCCAUGUGAAGGUUAAUUGUAUUGUAGAAAAGCAAGGGGAACAAGGUGUUGUGGAUCCAUCGACAAUACCUCCAUUUAAAUCUAAUUGUGCCUUGUUGCUUGAUUUGAUACAUAUUGGCAAGAGAUGCGAUCUUUGCGAUUGGAAGAAACGGGCAGUUGCUCGUGGUGAGGUGCAUGAAGUUGAUCUAACUGCCCAUGUCCAUGGAGCAGAUCUAGGUGAAGGAAAUUUUAGAGUUGUCCUGAUCGAGAUUAAAGCUUCGCAUGCAGAGUUGUGGAAGGAAGUUGUUUAUCAUCAUACACUUGGAGAGGUCGGUGUAGGAGGAUUUGUUCUUUGGCCCAAGCUAUUUCUAACCAUCUAUCCAUGAUGUUUAUGAUUAGACAUUACAAAAACUAAGACAAUUUACUUUUAUUUUCAAAUUAUACGGUAACAUAGACAGUUAUCUGAAUAUUAUGGAAUGGAAUGGAU
Magnolia sinica is the source of this 739-nucleotide messenger RNA. RefSeq lists its product as uncharacterized. The record is from RefSeq and is a predicted model, not a curated record. The coding region runs from base 135 to 638 and encodes 167 amino acids. Lineage: Eukaryota; Viridiplantae; Streptophyta; Magnoliopsida; Magnoliales; Magnoliaceae. The transcript is spliced from 2 exons.